UUAAUUCAGCAAAAGCAGAGGGAAACCCUAAUAGCUUGAGAAUCAGGGCAAGGAAUCAGCAUCUCAAUAUUGCCAUUAAUGGCGGACUCUUCUUCUCCAACAUUCGUUGCCUUUGCCGAUCCUUUUGCCAACCAUCUGCCACAAACCAUCCUUAAUCGUCUAUCUAUUUCUCGGAUUUGCAGAAGAUCACACACCGAAAAGUGUGAAUCCGAAACAAAAUGGAAGUAUACAAGAGAUUGGUAGGUGAGCUUGAAGAAAUGGGAUUCUCAAAGGCUAUAGCCACAAAGGCAAUUUGUUCUGGCAAUUCAAGUAUCGAGGAUGCUAUAAAUUGGCUCGUUGAACAUGAGAACGAUACGGCUGACAGUGAACCACAAACACCGAUGAAGCAGGCCGAGGUUCUAGUCAACGUCAAUAUUGAAGAAUCCGAUGGCUUUCAUAUUUCCGAAGACAUCAAGUUGAGAGCAAAGGAGCUAAGGAAUCAAGCAUGGAAAAGGAAAGCAGAGCUAGAACGGAAACUAGAAAGACAAAGGGAGAAGGAGAGGAUUCGAGCAGGUAAAGAACUGUUAGAAGCAAAGCGAAUGGCGGAAGAAAGUGAAAGGAAACGGUUCCUUUCCCAGAACAAAGCAGAGAAAGAUGAAGAGAGACGAGCACGAGAGAAUAUUCGUCAGAAACUGCAGCAAGAUAAGUUAGAAAGACGGGAGAUGCUUGGAUUGCCUAGAGAAGCUCCCGUACCUGUAAAAGUAAAACCCGAGACUGCAGAGCCACAAAUAACAAAGAAAUUGGAGCCAGUUGACCCUGGUCUAUCGCCUGUAAAGCCUGCUGCAGUAAGAGAUAAUAUGAGAGAAUGUUUAAGAUCCAUUAAGCGUCAAAACAAGGACGACAAUGCGAAAGCCAUGAGGGCAUUCAAGACUCUCUUGAUUUACGUGACAAAUAUAUUCAACAAUCCCGAUAAUGACAAGUUAAGGAAGAUCCGCAUCAGCAACCCGUUAUUCCAGGAAAGAGUUGGCAAAUUUGAAGGUAUCGAGUUUCUUGAGCUCUGUGGGUUUGAGAGAGUCGAUGGAGGUAAAUUUUUGCUCUUACCGCGAGAAAAUGUUGAUAUUGGCGUACUGAAGUCAGCUGCAAUAGAGUUGCAUAAUGCUUCGACGAAUCCUUUCUUUGGACUCUUGUCGGGGUAAAAGUUAGGCUCACACACUACGAGUCGAUAUGUACAUGAUCUGAAAGCGUGUUUUCAGGUCUUAAACAACAUGCACAUGAUCUGAAAUAGAGUGGAAUCUUAUUUAUAAAAUAAUGUUUUAUAAAGAUUAUUGAUACAUAAUGGUUACGUUAAUGACAUUGUGAAUAGAUUAUGGGAUAAAAUUUAUAUUUUGU
Molecule: messenger RNA, 1368 nt
Organism: Erythranthe guttata (spotted monkey flower)
Lineage: Eukaryota; Viridiplantae; Streptophyta; Magnoliopsida; Lamiales; Phrymaceae
Molecular function (GO): protein binding
Source: RefSeq, a predicted model, not a curated record